Molecule: messenger RNA, 837 nt
Organism: Haliotis rubra (blacklip abalone)
Lineage: Eukaryota; Metazoa; Mollusca; Gastropoda; Lepetellida; Haliotidae
Product: extensin-2-like
Exons: 2
Coding region: 1-837 (278 amino acids)
Source: RefSeq, a predicted model, not a curated record
AUGGAACAUAUUGUACUAGGAGGACCGUACUGGAAGAACUUCUAUCAGGUGACACUUAAGUUGUACAAGAUAGCUGUCAGCGCCCCACCCAAGUAUUCACUGGCGCUCCGACCCACCUGUCCAAGUAUUCACUGGCGCUCCGACCCACCUGUCCAAGUAUUCACUGGCGCUCCGACCCACCUGUCCAAGUAUUCACUGGCGCUCCGACCCACCUGUCCAAGUAUUCACUGGCGCUCCGACCCACCUGUCCAAGUAUUCACUGGCGCUCCGACCCACCUGUCCAAGUAUUCACUGGCGCUCCGACCCACCUAUUCACUGGCGCUGACCCACCUGUCCAAGUAUUCACAGGCGCCCGACCCACCUGUCCAAGUAUUCACAGGCGCUCCGACCCACCUGUCCAAGUAUUCACAGGCGCUCCGACCCACCUGUCCAAGUAUUCACUGGCGCUCCGACCCACCUGUCCAAGUAUUCACUGGCGCUCCGACCCACCUGUCCAAGUAUUCACAGGCGCUCCGACCCACCUGUCCAAGUAUUCACAGGCGCUCCGACCCACCUGUCCAAGUAUUCACAGGCGACCCACCUGUCCAAGUAUUCCUGGACCCACCUGUCCAAGUAUUCACAGGCGCUCCGACCCACCUGUCCAAGUAUUCACAGGCGCUCCUGGACCCACCUGUCCAGUAUUCACAGUAUUCACAGGCGCUCCGACCCACCUGUCCAAGUAUUCACUGGCGCUCCGACCCACCUGUCCAAGUAUUCACUGGCGCUCCGACCUACCUGUCCAAGUAUUCACAGGCGCUCCGACCCACCAGUACAUGUAUGCACAGGUUUACCUAUUGA